CCCACAUGUGCCUGUGUCCAAUGUGAGGGGGAGGUGAAACAGUUGAGGGCUUACUCUGCCAUCAACUGGCAGCAGUUUGCUUAGUCUCGACUCGAACAAACUGGUUUGGACUACUCUAAUGCUCAGGAGGAGACCGACCGUAUCAAUAGGAGGGGCUGACUGGUAGCAGUGUGUUUGAAAAUCACGCUGUUGGAGCGACGAUGAGUUCCCACGUGAAGCUGAGAAAGGAUAGGGUCGGUGUGGUGACCUACGACACACAAAUCAAAGAGGUCCGCAGCCAGCUAGUUGACCAGCUGAAGGUUCUAGACCUGCAACUGGAGCACAAAAGCCAGCAGAUGCAGGACCUGAGUGAAUACCUACGGCGGCGGGGGGAGAUAGAGGGCGACUACGCCCGCUCACUGGAAAGACUCGCCGAAAAGUUCACGUCCAAGAUCAAGAGGAAGGAGCCCAGUGGCCAGUCAGUAGCCCAGGUGUGGCGGUCCCUGCUGGCCCAGACUCGCCAGGAGGCCAGGGACCACAGUGGUCUGAGCGAGAGCUGCAGCAACCUGCUCAUCCAGCCACUGGCUAACUGCCUGGAGUACACCCAGCGCCUCUCCAGAAAGAGUAAAGAGGUGUGUGCGCAGCUACAGGACGGACUGUUGAAGGUUACCAUAGAGCUCCAAACAGCAUGGAGGACAUACUUGCAGUACUACUCAGACUUUAUGUUGGCGGAUGGGAAGCUGAGGGAUGCAGAGAAACAGGAGGAAAAACAGAAAACCAAGAAAAUGGAGAGGUUGAUAGAAAAAAGACAGGGCAAGGUCCAGGAGAUCCAGGUGAAGUGCAGCAAGGCACGAAACGAGUACCUUCUGAACCUGGCCGCCGCCAACGCCUCAAUGAACAAGUACUACCUUCAGGACAUUUCCACGCUCAUAGACUGCGCAGACACGGGUUACCAUCAGACGGUGGGCCGUGUGAUGCGGAGCUACCUGUCACGGUGGAACCACGCCCAGAAGAACCAGAGCACCGGGCUACAGCAAAUCCAGGGGACCGUUUCUGGACUGGUCCAGAACAUGGACCGAGACAACCUCCUGGAGACUCACAACAACACCUUCUGCCUCCCCCUCCGCUUCCAGUACCAACCCCACGACGGAGACCAGGUGUGUGAGGUGAGCACAGAGCACGAGCUGAGCACAGAGCUGGAGACCCGGUUCAAACAGAUACAGAACAGGCUGACAACCGUCUGCCAGGAGACGGAGGAGGCUGGGAAAGGCCUGAUGGUCGGCCACUCCUCGCUGCUGGAGAUAGUCUCUGACGACGACCUGGAGCCUAGUGGAGGAGGUGGUGGUGGUGGUGGUGGUGGCGGCGGCGGAGGGGUUGGUGGUGGCACCGGUUGCCCUCAGGAAGAGGGCGCAGAGAACCAGGCAAGCAAGCCCAGUGCAGCCCGGCGGAGAGCCAACCAACAGGAGAUUGAGCAACUCUAUCUCACCAAAGUAAAGGAGUACCUGCUAGGGAGUUCAUUGGCAUCCAAACUUCAGGCUAAGCAUGAUUUGCUUAAAGUAGCAGUUGAAAAAGCUCAAGCAACAAAUGGUCAACAGCGCAGGCUUAAUCCAAAGUCUGUGCAUAUGAGGAGGAACCAGUCAAAGGCCAACUUGAGUCACAAACCUUUCAGUAGCGACAUCCUUCCAUUCAUACAAGCUUCCGGACAGGAAAUCCCGGAAGUUGUUGAGAGCUGCAUUCGCUUCAUUAACCUGAAGGGUCUCCACCAUGAAGGAAUUUUCAGAGUUCCUGGUUUACAAGCAGAGAUCAUCAGCCUGAGGGAUGCCUUUGAGAGAGGAGAGGACCCCCUGACAGACCAGCCGGUCGACAUGGACUCGGUGGCGGGGGUGUUAAAGCUCUACUUCAGAACCCUGAAGAACCCCCUGUUCCCUUUAGAGAGCACCUCACAGCUGCUAGAGGCCUUCCAAAUGGAGAGUGAGACAGAGGGAGUGGCUCAUCUGAAAUUGGUCAUCUCCGCCUACCCUGCUCCUCUCGUCGUAGUCAUGAGAUACCUCUUUGCAUUCCUUAACCACUUGUCCCAGUACAGUGACGAGAACAUGAUGCAGCCCUACAACCUGGCCGUGUGCUUCGGCCCCAGUCUGUUGAGGGGGGCGCCGGACGAGGACGUGGUUACGCUGCAGCCUCAGAUCAACGCGCUGGUGAAGAGCAUAAUCCUGCAGCACGAGGGUGUGUUCCCCAGCCAGGCCGAGGUACAGGGGCCCGUGUAUGAGAAAUGCAUGACACUGGAACAGGACGACUGUGAGCCAAUCCUAGAGGAUGGAGACGGGGAUGCAGAAUGUUUACAGGAUCCAGGAGACCCGCUACCGACGCAGAAAAAAGGAGAGCGCUCUCGCUCCGUCAGCAGGAGCUCCUCGGAAAAGAGGCGGUCCCGUCACGAGCCAACAGGGGGCAGCUUCAGCAAGGGAGCAAAUUUCUUCAACUUGAAACUUCCAAUCGGCCCACAGGCCAGGCCCUCCCCCCAUUCCCCCGGCUACAUCAGACGGGGACAGAACAACUCGCCUUCUGAAGAAGUGACGGUCCUCGUUGACAAGGAGAUCUGGGCCCAGAUGGACACAGUCUUUAAAGAGCUUCUCAAUCGACAAGGGGUCCAGGAACCCCCCUCCUCUUCCUCCUCUUCCUCGACCGUCCCCGCCGCCUCCUCUCCGUCUGCCCAGAGCCAGUCGAGGAAGAAGAAAGCAUGAGGACAGAGUGGAGCCUGAGGGGCUUUUAAGAAGGGCAGAUCAACUAAACAUAGCAGAGAAAUGGAUAAAAAGAAAGGAAUCAAAGAGCGACAUGUGUGAGCAUCUGUUUAAGUUAUUGGAGAGAAUGUGUGUUGUUUGUUGUUGUGUCUUUUGUGUUUAAGAGACGUUGCUCACUGUCUAACAAUGACUUCUGUGGAUAUGUGUGGCAGGAGAGCUUUAGUUUAUGUUUAUACAGCGCACCCUUGUGGUUACCGCACAGAACAAGAUGGUAGAUUUUUCAAGCUAUUAUUCAUACAACAGACUGGAUUGAGCUAUUGAGCAUUUAUUUUUUGUUUGUUUUUUUACUGUUCGACAUGAUAAAAUACUUGACAUGCGCUCAUUUCUUUCGGCUGUUUGUAUGGGAUAAAAAAAGGGUAUUUUAGGCCUUUCAAUACAAAUAGGCCUUGUGUUGAACUUUGAAGGCCAAACUAUUAAAAGUGCUCUUAAUCAAAAAGAAUUCACUCUCGACCAUGAAGGGGUGUCACUCACUCUAAACAAACGGAACUAACACAUACACGCAUCAAUUCAACCUGCUGUCCAGAAAGAUGGGGUCACUUAUACAUUAGAUAAACUGUGAAAUUUUGAUUUUGUAUUUGUACUGAUCAGUAUACGAUUUUAUUUUCACAUGGUGAACUGAUGGAUAAUAAAACAAUAUGCCAAGAUA
Gadus morhua (Atlantic cod) is the source of this 3420-nucleotide messenger RNA. RefSeq names its product SLIT-ROBO Rho GTPase-activating protein 3. Lineage: Eukaryota; Metazoa; Chordata; Actinopteri; Gadiformes; Gadidae. The transcript has 23 exons. The record is from RefSeq and is a predicted model, not a curated record. Bases 201 to 2717 code for a protein of 838 amino acids. Gene Ontology annotation, biological process: signal transduction.